This is a messenger RNA of Eucalyptus grandis, 912 nucleotides long. Its product is annotated as SKP1-like protein 1B. Gene Ontology annotation, molecular function: cullin family protein binding. Lineage: Eukaryota; Viridiplantae; Streptophyta; Magnoliopsida; Myrtales; Myrtaceae. The record is from RefSeq and is a predicted model, not a curated record. Gene Ontology annotation, biological process: SCF-dependent proteasomal ubiquitin-dependent protein catabolic process. The coding region runs from base 186 to 653 and encodes 155 amino acids. The transcript has 2 exons. Gene Ontology annotation, cellular component: cytoplasm; nucleus.
GUCACCGACGUACGGCCCCAAUAAACUUCCCGACACGUUUCGACCGCUCGAUUUCGAGAAGAGAGGGAGAAAAAGCGACAGGGCCUAGAGCGAAAUCCGGUCGCCGAUUCUUGGCGCGGAGAGGGAAGGGAGGACGAUCUUCUGCCGGUGCCGGCGAGGAAUCCGUUUGGGAAGCAGCGGGAGAGAUGGCGACGUCGAGGAAGGUAACGCUGCUGAGCUCCGACGGGGAGUCGUUCGAGGUGGAGCAGUCGGUGGCGGUGGAGUCGAUAACGAUCAAGGACAGUAUCGAGGAAGGCGGCGCCGGCAACGCGAUCCCGGUGCCCAAUGUGAACAGCAAGAUCCUGGCCAAGGUGAUCGAGUACUGCAAGAAGCACGUCGAGUCCGCCAAGGCCGAGGAUCGCGUCGACGACGAGGACCUCGUGGCCUGGGACGCCGAUUUCGUCGAGGUCGACCGGGCCACCCUGUUUGACCUCAUCCGGGCUGCAAACUUUCUGAACAUCAAGAGCUUGUUGGACCUAACAUGCCAGACAGUGGCUGACAUGAUCAAACGCAUGACCCCUGAGGAGCAACGCAAGACCUUCAGCAUCAGGAAUGACUUCACCCCAGAGGAGGAGGAAGAGGUGCGGCGGGAGAACCAGUGGGCAUUCGAAUGAUAUGUCUUAAGUCUCCUCCUGAACCUAUGGAGAUGGUUUGUGUUUUAUUUUGCCGUGUCAUUCUUUUAGUCGUUGAAACAUCUAGUAUAUGACUUUGCUUGGCUCACGAAUGUAGAUAGCGGUUCGUUAUGGUGGCAUUGUUGGUUGGCUGGAUCCUGCUUUUGGACUUCAGCUCCCUUUUAAUGUUACUAAGAUUAUCCUGUCUGAUGAUGGCCCUAUUGAUUUGAUUAUUAUAAUUUAUAUGCAUUUGAACCUUGAA